AUGGCCGGGGCGCCGAGGGUGCGGUCGCUCAACAUCGCGGCGCCGGAGGCGGACGCGAGGCCGGUGCUGGUGCCGGGAGGCAACAAGGCCCCGGCGGCCGCCCGGAAGCCUUCCCCCAAGCCGCUGCGGAAGGCGGCGGAGGCCGCGCCGGUGAAGCCUCCGUCGUCCCCCUUGACCGCCGCCACGGCUGGCGCUGACGGCGGCGCGAGGAAGGGGUCCUCCCCCUUGACCGCCGCCGCGGCUCGCGGUGACAGCGGCGCGAGGAAGGGGUCAUCCCCAUUGCCGUCGCCGAGGCGGACACCACCGCGGAAGCUGCACGAUGUGCCGGCCCUCAAUGCGUCGCUCAGCGCGUCCUGCUCCUCGGACGCCUCCGUGGAGUCGCUCCGCCGUGGCCGGGCUUCCGGCGGAAGGACGGAGAGGAGCUGGUCCCGGCCGGCCGCGCCGAAGCGGGGGAAGGUUGCGGGUAAGGUGGCGGCGAAGGAAGCUGACGAUGCCGAGUUUAUCGCUCCGGUGACGCCGGAGGCUGUCCAAGGGAAGAGGAGGUGCGCCUGGGUGACUCCGACCUCCGAUCCUUACUAUGUCACUUUCCAUGAUGAGGAGUGGGGAGUUCCAGUUCAUGAUGACAGGAGAUUGUUUGAGCUACUUGUACUAUCCGGUGCACUGGCCGAACUUUCAUGGUCAGAAAUUCUCAAGAGGAGACAAAAUUUCAGGGAAAUAUUCAUGGAUUUUGACCCUGUUGCCGUUUCCAAAGUAAACGAGAAGAAGCUGGUAGCGCCAGGAAGCAUUGCCAACUCUCUUCUGUCGGAGCAAAAAUUGCGAGCAGUCCUUGAAAAUGCUCGCCAGAUAGUUAAGAUUGCAGAUGAAUUUGGAUCCUUCAGUCAGUACUGCUGGGGUUUUCUGAACCACAAACCUAUUAUAAGCAAAUUCCGCUAUCCAAGGCAGGUCCCUGUUAAAAGCCCCAAGGCAGAUACGAUCAGCAAAGACAUGGUCCGAAGGGGGUUUCGAGGCGUGGGCCCAACGGUAGUAUAUUCGUUCAUGCAGGCAGCAGGGCUAACCAACGAUCACCUUGUCAGUUGUUUCCGUUUCAAAGAAUGCGACGCACCGCCUAGUAUCAGUGGCACUGACAGGGUAAACACAGAAUUGGAUGAAAACAAAGAUGAGCCAAGGACAAAAAGUCGUGGCGUGGAGAUGAGAGCUAAGGAAGAUUUGUCGAGGGCAAUCGACACACUUACCAUUUCGUAACAUUACGAGGAACAUUGGUGCGGCUAGCUACUAUAUAUGGUUGUGUUACCUCUACGUAGGUCAUGUGUAUAAAUCGUUUGUGUAGGUAAUGCAACUCGGUCUGUACAUUAUUACUGGUGUCGAAGGAUGAUAAUUUUUCUUACUGAUGCAGAGGUUCUCUCCCAGCCAUGGCUGAUGUUUUCCUCUUUUUUUGGGUUGCAUGGACAGAUUUAUAUGGUAGGAUGUUAUGAUGGGAAGAAGUUGCAUUC
Molecule: messenger RNA, 1490 nt
Organism: Lolium rigidum
Lineage: Eukaryota; Viridiplantae; Streptophyta; Magnoliopsida; Poales; Poaceae
Product: probable GMP synthase [glutamine-hydrolyzing]
Exons: 6
Coding region: 1-1242 (413 amino acids)
Biological process (GO): base-excision repair
Molecular function (GO): DNA-3-methyladenine glycosylase activity
Source: RefSeq, a predicted model, not a curated record